This is a messenger RNA of Nothobranchius furzeri (turquoise killifish), 1432 nucleotides long. NCBI's taxonomy places the organism in Eukaryota, Metazoa, Chordata, Actinopteri, Cyprinodontiformes, Nothobranchiidae. The record is from RefSeq and is a predicted model, not a curated record.
UGCUUGACUUCCGUUAUCUAAGAGUCGCGGUAAAGUGACGUAGCUGUGAGCCUUUCGGCUAAUAUGGCCGCGCUUCUGAGAGGAUUGCGGCCUGGACGGGUCCUCCGAGGACUGGGCGGCGCGGUUGCUGCCCCAGCAGCAGCAAACCCUCAGCACCGUAGCCUGAGUCGAGGUUUCCACUGUGCAGCGCUGAAGCUGCAGGAUGAGUCCAAAUCUGAUAAAUCCACUUCUUUUGCGUCAUCCCCUUCCUCAUCCUCCACAACGUACCAAGAGCACAGCCAGACUCACUCAGCUGAUCAGAACACAGAAGCAGAUUUCCAGCAUGAAUUCGAUCCAGCAGCUGACGGAACAAACCCCAGCGACCAGGAGCAGGAUGAGGAGUAUGAGACAGAGGAGCAGCUGCAGGCUCGUAUCCUGACCUCUGCCCUGGAGUUUGUCCCGCAGCACGGCUGGUCGAUGGAAGCUAUCGCUGCUGGUGCCGAGGUUCUGGGUCUGUCCUCCGCCUCCGCUGGCAUGUUCUCCAACGGAGCCGGAGACCUGGUCCUGCAUUUCAUCGCCCAGUGUAACUCGAAGCUAACGGAAGUUCUGGCAGAACAACAUAAUCAGGUCCAGCAGGGCCAUGCCGAACCAAAGAAGACGGCAGAGUUUCUCAGAGAUGCAAUAGAGACCCGGCUGCGGAUGUACAUCCCCUACAUCGAAACAUGGCCACAGGCGAUGAGCGUGCUGCUCCUUCCUCACAACAUCCCUGACAGCCUGAAGCACCUCUCCACCAUGGUAGACGACAUCUGGUACUACGCUGGAGACCGGUCCACAGACGUGAGUGGAUCCUAUCGCCCGCGGUCUCCUUUCACAUCUGCUCACAGCUUCCUGUCCCCCUUUCACCAGCAUCCCAACACAAUCCGGCCUGCUUCCUCUCAGAUGAACUGGUACACUAAGCGGGCCGUUCUGACGGGCAUCUAUAACACCACAGAGCUGGUGAUGCUUCAGGACUCCUCUCCGGACUUUCAGGACACCUGGACCUUCCUUGAUAAUCGCAUUCAGGAUGUGGUCAACAUGGCCACCACAGCCAAGCAGGUCCAGUCGACUGGCGAAGCUGUGGUGCAGGGGCUCGUGGGAGCCGCUGUCACUUUGAAGAAUCUCACGGGACUGAACCAGAGGCGAUGAUGGGAAACCUCUCCGUCCCACUUGGCCAUUUAGUUUCUGAGCUUAAGAUCGGUUUUCCUUUUGCUCUAAUAUUUGUUUAAUUGUACGACAUGGCUCAGAAAGAAAUUAAAUUAUGGAAUAAAGAAAAUCUUAAUUUGAUAUCUUUCUGAACAUUUGCAGAAUCUGUGUCUUUGUUUCCCCACAUCCAAACAGCUUCGUCUCUGUUGUAUAGAAAUGCAAACAUAAAUAUCAUUUACUGAACCACACACCCAUUAAAGUUUAAAAUGUU